Messenger RNA from Penicillium salamii, 1839 nucleotides. The record is from the annotation of a GenBank genome assembly. Lineage: Eukaryota; Fungi; Ascomycota; Eurotiomycetes; Eurotiales; Aspergillaceae.
AUGAGGAUUGACGCCCGGUUUGCAGCUUGUGGCAUUCUAGCGUUGCUUUCAGGCACUCAAGCCGAAGUAUCCCUUGAAAAGUCCAUUGCAUCCAUAUGGGAAGAUUUCAAGAAUGCCGUGGAUUGCGGCAGUUGCCAGGCUCUACUUGGUGGUCUGAAGCUUGUCUCAGGAAUUGGGGAGGACUUCAUGAUUGAUGUUCUAACUGGACUGUGUGACAUCAGCAAGGCUGAAGAUUCGGAUGUCUGUGAAGGAAUCAUCAAGAAAGAGGGCCCUGCACUUCAUGAUGCCUUCCAGGCCCUGCUCAUAGGAUCGCAUUCGACCCAGACGAUGUGCGCCAACCUGAUUGGACUGUGUCAGUAUCCUGAAGUCCGAACCUACGCGCUUUCGUUCCCUUCCCCCAAGCCGAAGCAAGUGAGACCACAGUCUAGCGAUAAGCCACCAAUCAAAGUCGUUCAUUUCAGCGAUACACACGUGGAUCUUUACUACGAGCCUGGCUCAAGCUAUGAGUGCUCCAAGCCCAUCUGCUGCAGGGUCUUCGAGGACAAAUAUGCCCCAGGAAUCACGAAGACUCCAUGUGGACCGUUUGGAAAUCCGAAAUGUGAUCCACCUCAGGUGCUACAGGAGAGCAUGAACGUCGCGAUCGCAGAAAUCAAUCCCGAGUUCUCUAUAUACACCGGUGAUGUCGUGGCACAUGAUGUCUGGCUAGUCAACCAGGCCGAGGCUCUGGAAAGUUUCAAUAACACAUUCGGCCAGAUGGAAAAGACACUUGGUGUGGUAUACGCUGCCAUAGGAAACCACGACACUGCACCGCUGAACCUCUUCCCUUCGAAGAAUGUUCCCAAUGGGCACAUCCAAUGGGCAUAUAAUGCUCUCGCCGAAGACUGGCAUGCUCUGGCCGGUGUUUCGUCCGUGCAAUCUGCAGAUGACUACGGAUCAUACUCGGCGGUUCACCCUAACAGCAACCUGCGCAUCAUCUCUUACAACAGUAUUUUCUACUACAAGUUCAACUUUUACAUGUACCAAGAGCCAAUGGAAAAAGACCCGAAUGGUCAAUUCAAAUGGCUCAUCAAGGAACUCCAGGCAGCUGAAGAUGCAGGCCAGCGCGCCUGGUUGAUCUCGCACAUCCCACCUGGAGUCGCAGACCAUUUCCACGACUACUCGCAGUACUUCGAUCAAAUUGUACAGCGGUACGAAGCUACCAUUGCCGGGUUAUUCUAUGGUCAUACACACAUGGAUGAGUUCCAAAUCGCAUACUCAAACUACAAGGACCGCAGUUACAAAACUGCAACCGCAAUGGGAUACAUCGCACCAGCAAUGACCCCGACCGAGGGACCCCCUUCGUUCCGCGUCUAUGAAAUCGACCCUGAGACCUUCGCCGUUCUAGACUAUACUCAAUAUAUCGCCAACAUCAGCGACCCGGGAUAUCAAGAAAAACCACAAUGGCUUCCAUACUAUUCCGCCAAAGCGGAUUACGGAUCGAAACUUUCUCCUCCUGUCACAGACCCGAAAACCGAACUAACCCCUGCAUUCUGGCAUAAUGUUACGGUUGCAAUGGAGGGAGAUUCGUCUAUUUUCCAAGACUUCUGGGCUAGGCGUGUCCGCGGAUACAAUGUCAAAGCAUGUGAUGGCGACUGUGCGACCACGGAGAUUUGUAGUCUCCGUGCUGCAGACGCGCAAUUCAAUUGCGUCAAACCAAAGCCUGGAUUCAAUUUCUCUAAGCGUGAUGGUGAAGAGGUGUUGCUGGAAGAAGAAUCGCCUCAUUGUGAUCAUGCUGGGUUGGCACCGCUGCUGGGUAAGAUAGCUUAUCGGGCUAGAGUUGCUCGUCAGAUGGAGGCGUGA